This is a messenger RNA of Orycteropus afer afer, 1425 nucleotides long. It is a transcript of the gene ZNF277, whose product is annotated as zinc finger protein 277. The record is from RefSeq and is a predicted model, not a curated record. Lineage: Eukaryota; Metazoa; Chordata; Mammalia; Tubulidentata; Orycteropodidae.
UUCUCUCUCUCAGACAGUAAGGAUUGUAUCCUGGAGCCACUUUCCCUGCCAGAAACUCCAGGUGGCACCACCACUUUAGAAGGUUCUCCAUCUGUGCCUUGUAUUUUCUGUGAAGAAUGUUUUCCUGUGGCUGAACAAGACAAACUUCUGAAGCACAUGAUUAUCGAGCAUAAGAUUGUCAUAGCUGAUGUCAAGUUGGUUGCUGAUUUCCAAAGGUACAUUUUAUAUUGGAGGAAAAGGUUCACUGAGCAGCCCAUCACAGAUUUUUGUAGUGUGAUAAGAAUCAAUUCCACAGCUCCAAUUGAAGAACAAGACAAUUAUUUUUUAUUAUGUGAUGUUUUACCAGAAGAUAGAUUUCUUAGAGAAGAGCUUCAGAAACAGAGACUGAAAGAAAUUCUGGAACAACAACAGCAAGAGAGAAAUGAUACCAAUUUUUGUGGUGUUUGCAUGUUUUGCAGUAUGGAAUGCUUUGGUAACAGAUCUGUACUUUUGAACCACAUGGCCAGAGAACAUGCUUUCAACAUUGGAUUGCCAGACAACAUUGUAAACUGCAAUGAAUUUCUCUGUACCUUACAGAAAAAGCUUGACAACUUGCAAUGCUUGUACUGUGAGAAGACCUUCAGGGACAAAAACACACUUAAAGACCAUAUGAGAAAAAAACAACAUCGCAGGAUCAAUCCUAAGAACAGAGAAUAUGACAGAUUUUAUGUCAUCAAUUAUUUGGAACUUGGAAAAUCUUGGGAAGAAGUUCAGUUGGAAGAUGAUCGGGAGUUGCUAGACCAUCAGGAAGAUGACUGGUCUGAUUGGGAGGAGCACCCUGUCUCUGCUGUCUGCCUGUUUUGUGAAAAGCAAGCAGAAACAAUUGAGGCAUUAUAUAGCCACAUGGAGGAUGCACAUGAAUUUGAUCUCCUCAAAAUAAAGUCAGAACUUGGAUUAAAUUUCUAUCAGCAAGUGAAACUGGUCAACUUCAUUCGGAGGGAGGUUCACCAGUGUAGGUGUUAUGGCUGCCACAUGAAGUUUAAAUCCAGAGCAGACUUAAGGACUCACAUGGAGGAAACAAAACACAUUUCACUGCUUCCUGAAAGACAGACAUGGGAUCAACUGCAGUACUAUUUUCCAACCUAUGAAAAUGACACUCUCCUGUGUACACUGUCUGACAGUGAAAGUGACCUAACAGCCCAGGAACCAAAUGAAAAUAUUCCUGUCAUCAGUGAAGAUACAUCUAGACUGCAUGCUUUAAAACAAAGCAGCAUUUUGAACCAGUUGCUACUACAAGAUUGUUUGAAAAACUAGAGGAAAGUGCUACAGCACCAAUUUUGAAUGUUUUCUCCUGUGCGGCAGAUAUGCACAUCAGCAAAGCGUUAAUCCUUGGUGAAAUACACUUUUUUCAAAGUUUUCAGAAAAUAAAGUAGAAAAAUACAAUCA